AUGCCGCAGAACGAGUAUAUCGAGCAGCACAUCAAGCAGCACGGGCGUCGGCUGGACCACGACGAGCGCAAGCGUAAGAGAGAGGCGCGUGAGUCGCACAAGGUGGCCGAGCGGGCGCAGAAGCUGACCGGAUGGAAGGGUAAGCAAUUCGCCAAGAAGCGGUACGCGGAGAAGGUGGCGAUGCGCAAGAAGAUCAAGGCGCACGAGGAGUCCAAGGCCAAGGGCAGCGGCAAGCCGCUGGAGGAGAGCGGGGAGGCGCUGCCAACGUACCUGCUGGAGCGUGAGCAGGCCAACAGCGCGAAGGCAAUCUCGUCGUCCAUCAAGCAGAAGCGGCUGGAGAAGGCAGACAAGUUCUCGGUGCCGCUGCCCAAGGUGCGCGGGAUCAGCGAGGAGGAGAUGUUCAAGGUGGUGAAGACUGGUAAGUCGCGCAGCAAGAGCUGGAAGCGUAUGAUCACGAAGCAUACGUUCGUCGGCGACGGGUUCACGCGUAGGCCCGUGAAGACGGAGCGGAUCAUCCGGCCCAGCGCGCUGAGGCAGAAGAAGGCCAACGUGACGCACCCGGAGCUGGGCGUGACCGUGUUCCUGCCGAUCCUGGCGGUGAAGAAGAACCCGCAGUCGCCCAUGUACACGCAGCUGGGGGUGCUGACGAAGGGUACCAUCAUCGAGGUGAACGUGUCGGAGCUGGGGAUGGUGACGUCGGGAGGCAAGGUCGUGUGGGGCAAGUACGCGCAGAUCACGAACGAGCCGGACCGCGACGGGUGCGUGAACGCGGUGCUGCUGGUGUGA
Messenger RNA from Lachancea thermotolerans CBS 6340, 786 nucleotides. RefSeq names its product rRNA-processing protein NSA2 (gene NSA2). Gene Ontology annotation, biological process: maturation of 5.8S rRNA; maturation of LSU-rRNA. Gene Ontology annotation, cellular component: preribosome, large subunit precursor; nucleolus. Lineage: Eukaryota; Fungi; Ascomycota; Saccharomycetes; Saccharomycetales; Saccharomycetaceae. The record is from RefSeq and is a predicted model, not a curated record. The transcript has a single exon. Bases 1 to 786 code for a protein of 261 amino acids.